This is a messenger RNA of Aureobasidium melanogenum CBS 110374, 1611 nucleotides long. RefSeq names its product MFS general substrate transporter. The record is from RefSeq and is a predicted model, not a curated record. Gene Ontology annotation, cellular component: membrane. NCBI's taxonomy places the organism in Eukaryota, Fungi, Ascomycota, Dothideomycetes, Dothideales, Saccotheciaceae. Gene Ontology annotation, molecular function: transmembrane transporter activity. Gene Ontology annotation, biological process: transmembrane transport. Bases 1 to 1611 code for a protein of 536 amino acids. The transcript has 3 exons.
AUGGCAGACCAUUUGACCAUUCAAACGCAUACAGAUACCCACGAUGGACGCGCUCCAAGGAAGGAUAUUUCCUCGAUUGACGUCGUCAGCGAUAGCAGCUCUUCGGAUGCUCAUGGCCAUCUGGAAGAGCACUAUACCCAAAUUCAGCGCUUCUUCCGCUCAAUCCAAAGAUAUAUCUGGGACGAUCCAGACAAACCAAAGCAUGAAAAGAAGUUUCUGCUCAAACUCGACUUCUUCCUGCUGACCUAUGCAUGUCUCGGGUACUUCUGCAAGAAUCUGGAUCAACAAAACAUCUCGAACGCAUACGUCUCGGGAAUGAAAGAAGCAUUGAACAUGCAUGGCAAUGAGCUCACAUACCUGAGCAACGUCUUUACUGCUGGCUAUGUCGUCAGUCAACUUCCGGCAGUCAUCCUCGUUACGAAGGUGCGGCCGUCAUAUGUCAUCCCCACGCUGGAAUGUCUCUGGGCUAUCUUCACUUUCUGCUCUGCUGCUGUCACAUCGGUGCCUCAGCUUUACGGGCUAAGGUUUUUAGUGGCUCUAUGUGAAGGUGCUUUCUUCCCUUGUAUCAUCUAUUUAAUAGGCUCAUGGUACACUAAGCAUGAGCGUGCGAAGAGAACAACAAUCUUUUAUUGCACUGCGUCUCUAGCACACAUGUUCUCCGGCUACCUACAAGCAGCGGCAUACGACAAUCUCGACGGUCAUCUUGGACAUGCCGGUUGGCAAUGGCUCUUCAUCAUCUGCGGCAUCAUCAGUCUGCCCGUCGGAGUGAUCGGCUACUUCUUCAACCCCGACUUUCCGGAGAACACCAGAGCUUUCUACCUGACCAAGGAUGAAGCCGCUUACGCCAGACAAAGACUAGUCCUGGAUGGCUAUACACCUCUGGGUUCUUCCUCGUCAAAAUGGGACAAGAAGAAGAUCUUCCGCAUCGUCAAGACGUGGCAGUUCUGGGUCCUGUCUUUUGGCUACUUCUUCGUACAGUCCAGCCAUCCUUCACAGCAACCUUUCUACUCGCUCUGGCUCAAGGCUGAAGGUCAUAGCAUAUACCAGGUCAACGUGUGGCCGACAGGCCAAUCGGCAGUCGGUGCUGUAACCCAAAUCAUCGCAGGAAUGCUGUCAGAUUCGCCACUACUUGGCGGCAAGAGAUGGCAGUCGAUAGCAGUACUCCAAGGUGCCUCGUUCUUCGGCACGCUUGUUCUGGCAAUCUGGAAUGUUCCAAUCGGUCUCAAGUAUUUCGCUUUCUAUAUCAGCUACUGCUCUGCAGGGGUACCUGGGUUAUUCUAUUCUUGGUUCCCAGACCUGAUGCCGCAGGAUCAUGAGAUGCGUGGCUUCUUGACAGCCUUCUCGAACAUGUUUUCAUACGUCAAUCAGAUUUGGUUCCAGGAUGCAGUCUGGAGGACGGAGGAGGCUCCAAGAUUUCGACCUGGAUUCAUUGCUGCUGCAUCGUUCAGCAUUGCCUUAAUUUUGACGGCUUGUCUGAUACGCGUUCUGGAGAAAAGAGAUGCGAAGCGUGAUUAUCGAUCGAAAGAGGUUCCGGAAACCGUCUCGGAAACCAGUAGAGUGGAAGAUAAAGUCAUUCCUGAGCUACAGGCUGACCCGGUCCAUGUAGCAUGA